Messenger RNA from Gamsiella multidivaricata, 917 nucleotides. RefSeq lists its product as uncharacterized. The coding region runs from base 305 to 763 and encodes 152 amino acids. The record is from RefSeq and is a predicted model, not a curated record. Lineage: Eukaryota; Fungi; Mortierellomycota; Mortierellomycetes; Mortierellales; Mortierellaceae. The transcript has 2 exons.
GGCCCGCUUAAGGAAAAGGAAAUUCGAGACUAUCUCUACCUCUAUGGCACCACUGUUUUCAUCUCUUCGUCAUUCACCCGGGCUGCUGCUCUCAUAUCUCGUGUAAUCCCCAUGGGGAAUUAUUUUUUGCGUUUACCGUUCUUACCGGGGAUUGAUGAUUCUGCGCACGAACACAAACAAGAUAAAAUGCGCUAUUUAUUUAUUUAUUUCUUCACACGCCUUAUGGAGAUGUCCCGACGGAUACCGUUCUUUAUCUCUUGAUACACGAUACUAAAAACAUGCUGGCUUACUUUUAAUAGGGAUCAUGCCUCAUGCCGAGACCGAUCUCGCCAUCCCUUGGGCUGUUAUCUGCCUUCUCCUCCUCGUCACCGGUGCCUAUGGUCUCCAUGCCACUCUCAAGGGCAGCACCUGGCACCGUCGCCAGUUCGUCUCCUUCUCCUGGGGAUUCCUUCUGAUGUUCCUUUGCUGGGCCAUUGUCUACAUUGCCGUUGAGGAGCACCACGUCGAGAAGGUCAACAAAGGUUGUGAGGAGCGCAACCCCAGCUGGGGUGAGGGAGUGUGCGAUUCUCGCCGCAAGAAGGCUGCGACCAUUGCCACUGCCCUUGUCACCGUCGGCGCGAUCCUUGGUUUCUACUUCACCUUGGUCCUCUCCAAGUGGGUCGGCGGUCUCGAGUGGGAGGAGCACCUCGAGAAGGAGAGACGUCUCGAACAGUGGCGCAAUGGCCACGGAGAGAAACCCGAGGACGUUGUUGUGAACGUCUAGACCAAAGUCUGGCUCACCAUUCAUUAGAACAUAGCUCCCUCCUGGGAAUAAACCCGUAAUACGUAUCUGUAGCCCAGCAUCGCAUUUGUAACCUGGUUGUUCUCUGGCCCUCCUGGGCAGUCACCAGAAAGAAAAAAAAAUUGAGCAGUCAGUC